Molecule: messenger RNA, 11191 nt
Organism: Pungitius pungitius (ninespine stickleback)
Lineage: Eukaryota; Metazoa; Chordata; Actinopteri; Perciformes; Gasterosteidae
Gene: elovl8a
Product: ELOVL fatty acid elongase 8a
Exons: 8
Coding region: 812-1624 (270 amino acids)
Biological process (GO): sphingolipid biosynthetic process; fatty acid elongation, polyunsaturated fatty acid; very long-chain fatty acid biosynthetic process
Cellular component (GO): endoplasmic reticulum membrane
Molecular function (GO): fatty acid elongase activity
Source: RefSeq, a predicted model, not a curated record
UGGAACUCAAACGAUUGAGACAUGUGGCAACCUUUGGGUGGAAAUGGACUCAGGAGGGGGAAGUGGGUUAGGGUGUGCAAGUGGGGAGGGGAUCAAACAGGAUGUCCUCAUAGCAUCAAAGAGGAAGGGUAAGACCGAGAGUGAUACAAUUCCACAAUGGAGAGACUAAAGCUAGGUUUGGGAAUCUUGAGAAACCAUCAUGGGUUUUCUACAUUUAAAUAAUAAAGAAAAGCAUCUGACCUGAAAACCUAGCCCAGUGUAAAGCUAAAUUUACCCAAUAACGGGUCAACUAGGAUUUUGCUACCUCUGGACAGACUGUGAGCUGCUUUCUGUCCUGUCUUUAUGUGUUCACCUUCCUACUAUAAAAAACACAUCCUAGAUCUCACCUGGGUACAUGGGAAAGAAAUAACAAAAUAAUUACAUAAUUUGAAACCAAUCCAAUUUUAUAUAUUUCAGGUGGAAUUUAUAUUGGAAUGUACUGUAUACUGUACAUAUAAAUUCCACCUGAAAUGGAUUAAUCUAAUAGUUACAAUAGCAUGAAGGGUUUUAGCUGCAUGGCAGGCACCUGACAUGCUGUCCUAGGAUAAAGGACCGCUCCACCAUAUGUCCAUCUGGACACACACACACACACACACACACACACACACACACACACACACACACACACACACACACACACACACACACACACACACACACACACACACACACUCAGAGCAGGUGGAUUACCUCAGUGUUGCUUAACACAUGGCUGAGUUGCAGCAUGCUUUGACAGAGGAGAGCUGAGGAGGAACAUUUGAAAACAAACACAAUGAAGGGGGUUCCGGCACUUACCAUUUGGCAGAAAUGUAUAUUAUUCUACCAAGGGAUCUUAAGAAAUGGAGACAAGAGGACAGACAGUUGGCUGCUGGUCUACUCGCCUGUGCCAAUCAGCUGCAUCUUCCUGUGCUACCUGGUCAUCAUAUGGGUGGGGCCGAAGCUGAUGGAGAAGAGGCAGCCGGUCAACCUCCAGCCCGUCCUGAUAGUUUACAACUUUGCCAUGGUCUGCCUGUCGGCGUACAUGUUCUAUGAGUUUACAGCCUCUUCCUGGUUGGCCAGAUACAGUCUGCUGUGCCAGCCGGUCGACUACAGUGACAGCCCACUGGCCACAAGGAUGGCCAGCGUGUGCUGGUUGUUCUACUUCUCCAAAGUGAUGGAGCUCAGUGACACAAUAUUUUUCAUCCUGAGGAAGAAGAACAAUCAGCUGACCUUCCUCCACGUCUAUCAUCACGCCACCAUGAUCUUCAACUCGUGGGCUGGGGUGAAAUAUGUGGCUGGUGGCCAGUCUUUCCUGAUUGGCCUGAUCAACUCCCUGGUCCAUGUGGUGAUGUACCUGUACUACGGCCUGGCAGCUUUGGGCCCGAGCGUGUCCAAAUACCUCUGGUGGAAGCGCUACCUCACCUCCCUGCAGCUGCUCCAGUUUUUCAUCAUAACCUUCCACACCACCUACAACCUGUUUGCUGACUGUGACUUCCCUGACUCCAUGAACAUGGCUGUGCUUGCCUACUCUCUCAGCCUCAUCGCUCUCUUCACUAACUUCUACUACCACACUUACCUCGCCAAGAAGAAGACCAAGACGACAUAGGGUGUGAGAGAGAGGAGACUGUAUUACAGAGAAGAGAUCAAAUCAAUUGGAAACAGAACGUACAGAGAAAGAGAGAGGAGCGCUGAAAGAGCUGGUUUGUUAUGGAAAGAAUUCAUUCAUCGAUUGCAAAUAUGUAAAAAAUACAUCAACAUUAAAACUAUUUUCAUGUUUUAUUAAUAAUAUAUGUGCCUUAAACACACACUCAGUUUGGAACAUAUCAUUUAGCUGACGCUUUUAUCCAAAGCAACUGACAUUGCAUUAUAACCCAUGCACCACAUUAUGCCUGGCGAGCAAUUAGGGGUUCAUCUCUUGCUCAAGGACACUUCGGCCGCCGGGAUUCAAACCACCAACCCUGCAGCUCCCAGCGCAUCACACUACUUCAUGCACCACCAUCACCCUCAUAUCACUUAUGAGGGUCUUCCAUAAACAGCAGUCAUCAAUGGCUUCUGUUCAGUCCACAAACCCACUGAGCAGACACUACCAGCCCGUUCCAUCCCUCCCCAGCUGCUAAUGUACCAGAUUUGAGUCGCUUCUGUCUUCUCUUUCACCCAUUGGAUAGCAGGCACAGCCAAUCAUCUGCUGGCCACCAUUAACUCUGUAUCCAUCAGUUCCCUCCUCCCCUCCUUUUUCUUUUAGAUCAGGCCCCCCCCUCCCCAGCUUCUAGCAUUUAAUCCCUCUUACCAGCCCACAAUCCCCUGGUUCCAUCUGUCAUGAUGUAGAAGGAUAAUUGGCAGGCAGUGAUCUCAUCCACUCCCCCUUGUGGGCUGAGAUGAAGUCUGCUUCCUUUACACUGUAUGCCCCCCCCCCUCUUCACCAUCACUUAUUCCCAAUCUGUUCUAGAGCUGCAUAUCUGUAAUUUUCGACAUCUCAGGCAGUUCUGACGGUGCUCUGCUUUAUACCGAACGUCAUUAAAAGCACUGUGGAAUGACAAAAUCAGUCACUCAGAGAAGUCCUCUUGGAUACCAAUCAGCUCAAUGAGCAACUUGACACAUUUUAGGGGAAUCAACCAUUUACAUGUGGGUUUUCAAAAUAAUCUUAGAACACAGGAAAGGCCAGACCAGUGCUCUAAAAAGGAUACUAUAUCACUCAGCAAAAUGAAAUCCACUGUGACUAAGUAGAAGGUGGAGUUAUGUCAGUCAGAACAAUUGUGCUUUCAAAACCGGCCACAGAAUUGAAUCACAGACUCCUCAACUCCUGGAAACGCUACAUGGAUAUUUUUUCACAUUUGACAUUUUCUACAUUUUGAAAAAAGCACAGCUAACAAUACAAACAUUGACAGCGUGUCAUUAAUUCACUCCGACUCCAGGGUUCUUAUAUAUAUGACUCACUAGGAAUUCACUGGGGCCACAAUUAAAAAUGUAACACUUUUCCUGUUGACAAUUCAAAAAACAUAUGAACGGAGAAAAAAUCCCCUGUGACCAUUAAACCGGCAUUCUGUAUCGAGAUGCAGUUUGCAUCAAAGGAACACAAUUAUGCACAGUUAGGCAUGAUGAUCACAGAACUAAGACUAGUGGACCAAAUAUUAUGGUGUGCUGGGGCAUUUCCCCUCUUUCCUAUAUAUAAUAUGGAGUCUGGACCUGGUGGGGGUGUUGGCUGAUGAAGCUGAUGAAGAUAGGGAAGGUGUUGGAGGCAUGCGAAACAGCAGCAUAAACGUACUGAAGGUAGAGAGACAAUCAUUUUAAUAAGAGACAGCAGGUAGAUGAUGGGCUAAUUGUGCCAUUGGUUUAUUGUGCUUAUUGGAUAGAAGAGACCAGCUGAUCUGAAACACUAACGUCAUGUUUGACAGGGAGGAAAUAAUGAGUGACAAAAACCUGAGGGUCUGUGAAGGUCCGUGAGAAGCUUAAACACUGCAGUGUUGUUUAUGAUACCAUGGUGGCAAUAGUGGUAUCCUGUGUAUCCAUUGCUAUGGUUGAUACUACAGAUCACUAGUGGCGCUAUGGAGCAAUACCUGCAUGACCGGGGCCUUCCCAUACAUGGGACUUCUUCAAACCAUACACGUUCAACAGGUUCGCCAUGCCAUGCAUCAUCAAGACAGAUUUUUGCUAAUCAUCUUUAUCUGCAUAUGAGAAGCUCCUCUGAAAGAGUCACUGCAUGUGUGUCACUGAGUGCAAUCCACCAGCAUAUGGCAGUACUAAAAUAACACUCUUGUGUAGCAUUAUGAGCCAUAUUUUGCCGCUAGAAAGUACUUAAUCCGCUCUCCAUUUCAACACAAGUGUGUAGAAACUCGCACACACACAGACAGGCGGCUGAUUGCCAGAAGCCCAUUUAAAGAGUGAUGUCCCUCGGCCUGACGGCGGGCACAGCUCCAGGUUGAUUACUGCUGAGUGCCGCGCACCUCAGGCAUGAGCGACUCUCUGGCACGCCGUCACUUUGAUAAACUAAGGAUUCUGAAAAAACAUGGUGGGUUUCAUCUUGAGGUUUGAGUGAGUUACGGCGCCUUUGGAACAAUGCCAAGCUGGUUACAGGUGUCUCGUAAAUAUUAACGCGUCCCACUUGUCUGAUUGGCAUGUGUGGCCAUUAAAAAUAGUUUGACCAAAACAAGUGAUGCAGGAGCAAAUAUACUUUAUUAACGAGUCAGCCAUGAACGGGCUUAAAUGUGUUUCAUCAAUUCUUGUUUGUGAAUGACUCUUUGUCCGUCUCCUUGGUAACAGUGGUAGACGGUGUUUGGGCUGCGGUCAGCUAAAGGCACACUGUAAUUAAUAAUCAGGUUAGGGGGAGAGGAUAUUGAAGCGCUCUCGGAGCCUCUGCGGCUAAACUUCCUGGCUAGUGAGAGGAACGGGGAUACACACUCACACACACUGACACACACAGGCAUAAUUGUUGAUGGUGAGAGAGCUUUGGGAAUAAGAGGCUGCUGAGUGUGCUUGAAGGUGAGCCACUGGGUUGUUUCGUACAAUGAGGGUUAACAAGAGGCUGCAGCAAUCUCCCCGUGAUGGGAGCGCACUCAACCAGCAGGCGGGCUAGUGUUAAUCAACCAACCAACCAGCAAGUAGCUCCUUGUCAAGUGCGUACAUGUCAAACGUGAAAGUACGGGCCAACACAGACUCCCUUUCCGUUUUUAGUACCACAUUUGUUCGCAAACAUCAUUCUAUCUAUCUAUCUGUCACCCAGUCAUCACAUUGUGUUAGUGCAUAUGUGUGCAUCCAUGCGUUUCUUUUGUUUUCAACGAGAGGAGGCCCAUCUGGUCGGGACAUUGUCCCCAUUUAUUGACAAUGGGAUGAACCCAGUGCCACCUGUAUCUGUGUUAUCAAAGUUAUAUGGGGGAUGUGCCAUUUGUCUUGACAGGCGUGAUUUAUGGCUUUUAUUGUUUGCUGAGGGUCAGACCGUCUCAGACAGAGACAGAAAGAGAUGUGCUCCAGCGGGGCUCAGGCCCACAGGGUAUUACCUCAUUUCAUUUAUAUUUGCAUGAACCCAAUUCUGCGAAGGUGCCACGUUAGCCCAAAUUGAUUCCUCAAAAGGCUCUUAUAUUUUAGCCGAGGGGUGGCAUCGCCAAUCGGUAUGUUGUUCAACACCAUUGGUACAGAUUUUUUAAAAACUUUUUAACGUGGCAUUAAAUGGUUUGUGAUGCACAGUUAUCUGCUACCCAGAGCAAAAAGAGGGUAUUUAGGGCAGUGUUGAUCAGUCUUCUGUGUCAUUACAAUUCACACAAACAUCCCAAAUCUCUCACUGGUACUUGAGGUUGCUGAUAGGAUGGAUUACUCAACGAGUCAAAGGGCACAGGCCCAGAGCCCUAACAUGUCAGUGCUUCCUGUGGCCUUUGUAAUAUGUGACUAAAAGAUUCCUGCUGAAAGGGACUUUAAAUUAUCACAAAAAAACAAUAACUGAUUGCAACAAGAUGCAAAUUGUUCCCUAAUCCGGCCACAACCGCUGAUACAGUACAGUAAGAAUCAGAUUUUAUUGUUCAUCACAAUAUCACAAUGUCCACAGUAUAAAACCUCUAGGCCAUUUCCUGUGUCCUUAUCUUCAUUUGUGUCAAUUCUUGUGUACUUUCUUUGUCAGUGUGUUUCCAGCAGGGCGAGUCUCCGAUGCGCCGUUUAGCAACAUAACAAGAGUGACCACAGCAGUGUCCUUCCAAGAAGACCCGACCCGAACUCGCUAGAGGUAGAACAUCUGGACCCAGAUCAGCCUGAGCUCACAGUCAGACAGCGGACCGGCGUGAAAGGGAAGCCGCACACAUGGCGCUUCUGUAGAGAUUUCUUCACCUGGGAUGUUUAGCUAGCUAGUUAGCUACAUGCUAACGCCGUAUAUUCACGCACAGCGCACAUGACCUUGUUGUGUUAAAGUUAACAUCGCCACCCAGCUGUGACGCACACAGUACCACGGACAGUCGGACACACAACCAGGACGAGGUACAUUUUAUCCAAAAUAAUGAAUUGUUUGUUUAACACGAAAAGUUUUGUGGGGGCUUUUAAUUUGAUCUUUCCUCAACACACCGAUCGGGUGUUUUCCCAACAAAACUGGGUUCAUAGGGGCAUCUCAGGAUAUACAUGUUCUAAUAGAUUUCAUAUAAAUAUAUUUAUAUUGUAAUAUAUUUAUCCUUUUAUAUCAUAUAUUAUAUGAUAUUUCUAUUGGAUAUUUAUAAUAGCAGAGGUGUGGACUCGAGUCAUGUGACUUGGACUCGAGUCAGACUCGAGUCAUGAAUUUGAUGACUUCAGACUCGACUCGACAAAACGUACAAAGACUUGCAACUCGACUUGGACUUUAACAUCGAUGACUCGUGACUUCACUUGGACUCGAGCCUUUUGACUCGAGAAGACUUGCUACUUCCCAUGAAAACUGGGGGAAAACAUUUUCACACGGCCGCGCCGCUCUGUUUAUCUGCAUCUGUCAAAAAAAUGUGCGCCACCUGUAUGCAGAGAGCGCUGCCUGCACGACAUCCAAUCACUGCAGUCCAUUUGACCGUAUCAACGAGACAGCUCGUUCAUGGUUACAAAAAUCGGGAUUUUUGAACCCGGAUUCAGACUCCGAUGGAAAUCCUCGCCAACAUUAUGUCAACGUCCGUUUUAAAGUACUAUAACACAGUCACAGUCGAUCCACCAUUACCCUUCCCUUCGUAGUCUAGGUCUGUGAGGCAGCGCACCAUCACCCAGGGUUCCCCGUCCCCACUAUAAUAAGAGGACUUGAAAUGACUCAAAACUAAAAUGGUAAGACUUGGGACUUGCCUCAUCUUUGACUCGACUUGACUCGGGACUCGAGGGCAACGACUUGAGACUUACUUGUGACUUGCAUAACAAUUACUUUGUCCCACCCCUGUAUAAUAGUAAUGGUAGUUAUAUAAUAUUCUGAAUUAUACUGAAUUAUACUGAAUUGUUUGAAUAAAAUGUCCUUAUUCCUUAUUACUGAAACUGAUUGGCUGGCUCCACCAAAAAAAAUAAUCCACCAGCCGCCACUGGGUCCCAUCUAUAACCAGGUUAAACAAUAACAACAAUGCAUUCUAGAGCCUCUAACCUCAUAGAGGUAAGAACCUUAAUUACCUCAUAGAGGUAAGAACUUAAAUUGCAUAGACUCAUGCAAUGAAAAUUCCAGUGUCUCAUUGACUAGAGAGAUCGACGUUUGAAAAAAAAAUACUUCUAUUCCUGCAAAGUAUUAAGGUUUGUAUUUUGAAUAAGAUCCCAUUGCACAAAAUAAUAUAUAGCCAACAAGAUGCAGAUAAAAACACACUACUAUACACUUGAAGGUAAGUAUGACAACUGACGGAAUGACAGUGUUAUUCACAGACCUUCUUGUUGUCAAAACACAGACCUGUUCGAGGUCAGGAUGGAGGAGACAUCAGACCCGUCAAGGACACAGAGAAAUGACAAUAGGGACAAAAGGGAGUGGAAAAAGAAGACACGACUCUACAGGUGGUGUCGUUCUUCUAACCUCAAUGCAGAGAGGCUUUUUAAUGUUUGAUUCUUAAUUGAAAGAAAUACCCAUUUUCCAUCUUUAUUUAUCUGUGCAGGAGUAAAUGUAAAGUCAUGUGUUCAGCACAUGGACGGUAUGAAAGACACACCUCUUUAGACUCUACCUCGACUAAAACACUAGCAAACCGUAGCACUAACAAAUGGUAGCACUUAAAUUGUACUUAUAAUGGCCCUUUUUCAAAACAUGUUUUGAAACUGCUUAUUUGACGAAAUUGUACUUUCUUGUUACUUGUUGUUCUGAGUUUGUAUCUCUAUGUUGAAAUGCACUUAUUGUAAGUCGCUUUGGAUAAAAGCGUCAGCUAAAUGUAAUGUAAAAAGUAGUGGAAUUAGCCGCACACAUUACUCCAAAUGAGACCAUGGAUUUCUAACGGAAGUUGUUUUCUCUUAAAGAAGACUUGAAGCUGGCGUUUGAGACCAUGUCACGUAUAGAUAUCAAAUACAUUCUUUGUUUUUUAUCCUGGCUAGCUUCAGUCCUAUUAGCUCCUGUGUCUUUCUCCCAGGGUGCCUUUCUUUUCUAUGGUGGGAACUCAGCAUCACUAGAUCUGGCCGAUUCAAUUAGGAUUCUAUCAGUCAGUAAUGCUUUACUGUCUCUCUGGUACGUUAUGUAGAUAAUAGCACAAAGCUAACAAAAACUAUGGCAUAUUCUGUUGGCUGGCUGACUCUCGUGUACUAGAAAACCUCUUUGUCCUCUGCUCAGCCGGGUGUACGCCUUCACACUAUUUUAAGCACCAAGGUAUCUCCAUCCUUUGCUCUACUUGCCUUUCAUCUACUCUGCUGGUCUCUCAUCACUUCCCUCUGCUUCACUCCUCCCCUGCUUUCUUCCCUCCAUCCUUCCCUCUCAUCUCCUUUCACCUCCUCCUCCUCCCCUCCUGCCAAUUGCCCCUCCUCUCGCCCCCUCUUCACCCUCUGAUGAUUGCCGAGCACAUUUCAUCUGACACGAAGACAAAGGGUUGGGUACACAUGUGGUUUCUCUGUGAGUCCCGUGUAAUAUGAAAUAUUAAUGUGGGCAUAAUUUGGCUCUCUGGAAAAGGUGGGGAGAGGGGGGUGGGGGGCUUUCUAAUCACCAGUGACUGCCGCUUCCUUCCCCCAGAGGAUGGUGAGGCUGUCAGGAUGGAUUGAGGAACAGUAAAGAUAACAACAACAGAAUGCUUACUGUUGGCGGCUAUGGCCUAUUUCUGUCUGGGUGUUUAAUGGUGAUGUUGGCUCACUGCCCGGGUUACUGAGGCAGCUUCACUGUCAGCCUCUUCAAAAUAAAGGUGCCACGCUCGGCACUUUUCAACCGUCAAUGGUCAUGGUCAAAUUUGUUGUGAUUGACUGGUACAAUAACCAUAAACAAUUGGUAGGCUCUUUUGCACACCAGUGGGUUUUUUCAUCUAAAAAUGAACCAUUGAGCGAUUUGCUGCAAAGAAAAAACUUGUUCCUUAAGUUUUCAGUCUCUUGGAUGAUUACACACGACUGAUAUGAGAGAGAAUCAACAGCAAGUAACAAUGACUACAUUUCACUUUGAUGCUACUCCUACCCCAUUACUUUUUUCUUGUCUUAAUCACCUGGUGAAGUGUCAUGACGAUAUCUACAAGUUUUUCGCUUUAUCCCACCACCAUAUUUCAAAACGUAUGGAAUUAUGUAUCACACAUUGGCCAUUUUCUCAAAAUAACUUUUUUCUCAGACUCAGUGCCUGAAGUCUCGGCUUCGUUAUCUCCAGGUAGUGCCCCCCCCCCCCCAGUAUUUAUCAGAAUUGAUAACUGAGAUAUCAUAAAUUCCACUGGUAAAUACUUUCAACUCUGGAAAGUCAACAAAAAUGAAACAACUACUUUGAACCUGACCGUCUCAUUUCCAAAUGUCUCUCAUUUUAAGACCAGCAGGAAAAGUUUGGUGUUUUCUAUUAGUUGGAUUUCAAUGAACCGUUUCACGAGCGGAAUGCGCUUCAAACACCACUUUAAGAUGAACACGUUGACUCAAGGGAGCGUGUUUCCAAAAUAUUCAUUCAACCCCACUAGUUGAACAAGGGCCCACUUUCUCUUUUAGUGACCCAUUUAAGGAAUUACAACACAGCCGAUCAGAUCAGGGGAGGCAGUGUGUCUAAAGCCACAUUUUCCACACCUUUUCCCAAGUAUUGCACAAAACUUUAGCAUCAAAGACACACACUUCAUUCCCAUGGAACCAGCCUUAUUGCUAUCUAUACGCACACACUUCAUGCUCAGUGACUCCAGCUCACACACACAGACAAGGUCACAACAUGUCCCAUUCACAUGUUUAUUUCUCUAUAUAUCAUUUUACACUCAAUCUUUCUUUCUCACACGCACGCACGCACGCACACACACACACACACACACACACACACACACACACACACACACGCACGCACACACACACCCACAUGGGCUACAGUUGCAUCAGUGAAUUACCAUGGCGUUCCGCGUUAUUAAACAUGACACUCGGCCCAGAUAAUGGAGCCUUUCUUCAUCUCAAUUUGGAAGGCUAAUCUUAUUGCUUUGAUUAGCAGCAGCUUCAUUUGCAUAUCAAGGCCUCCGCGCCUUUAAUUCCUCCAUCUCAAAUCCCCUCUCUAUAGCCGUAGAUAAAAGGAAUCUAUCUAUAUGUAUCUUUCUUUAGAAUCUUUUCUUCCUCACCCCCCCUCUUUUGUUCUACAUUAACUCCUUGUUCAUUUGUUCGUAUUCUUUUUUUUCCACAUCUUUUAUUUUGAUUUUAUUCACAGUGAUAAUCGGCGCAGCUCGGUUGCCUUCAUUUCUCCUUGUUUUCAAAAGCAGAAAGGCGAGAGUGAAGCAUGAGUUCAUGCAAACAAGGUCGGGUUUAAGGAGGCGAUGGCCGGCAUCCUGGUUACUUAUUGUCAGGUGGGAUUUCACACAAAAGUUUGAUUAUAGCCUACCAUUAAAGUGUAAUAACAAGUUUACAGCAUCAACAAUAAACUUCAACGACUGCACUUUGUCCAUCAUUCAUUCAGCUCUGAACGGCCCCAUUUGGUUUGACCUUGAGACAAACAAAAUUCUGAGGGAUCAGAUUGAUUUUUAUUUUUCAUUAAGUGAGAACCAAUUCCAGCCCAAUGCUGGUUUUCAAUACCCACUGUUGGUAUUCAUUGAGAUUGGCCUGAAGAUAUAACCGUUAGUUCUGGUAACUUUCUACUCACAUGACUCCCACUGACACUUCGUUUGUUUGUUUGUCUGAUGCAGCGUCUCUAUUUGGGAGUGCAACUGAUUCAGAAGGAUAUAUAAAUGUUAGGGCCGGGACUUUAGCGCGUUAAUUGCGAUUAAUUCAUUACAAUAUGAAUUAAUAUUAAUUAAUUACACAUAAAAAUAACGCAUUACACAUUUUUUACGCAUUUUUACACUUUUUUUUGCACCGCGGAACGUUUCUCACUGGAUGAGUUUCGGGGGGACCGAUUAUACUGGAGCACCAACUAGCGUUCAUGACUUCAGACAACAACAAACCACAGUGAACAUGAACGAAGACGCUGACGAGACCGUGUCGGGUGGCUCCGUGAAUGGGAAAUCUUAUUAUAAUAAACACACGGAUGGAAGCGUCGAUAAGAGCGUGGUUGUGUGAAAGCUACGCAACAAGGAAUUCACAUCGAGCCUCAAGAAUCACCUUAACGCAAAACAAUUAGCAGCUAGCGUGGAUGUUAGCCCCACUCCGGGUACAAGGACCAACA